CGAGCGUCGUGGUGGACUUGAGGAGCCGCAGCUUCCCGUCCGCUCCGGUCGCUCAGUGUAGUUGCUCCCGUGUUCCUUUGGGUGGUGGCCGUCUGUUUUCACAAGUUUGGAAUUCCUCCAAGCUUUAGUCGAGGAGUUUGUGUCGGGAACCCAUCAUUUUAAAAACACUAGUUUAGUGUCGCGUAAGGCGCGUUUCGUGUUUGGAGGGAAAUAAAUUAUUUCUCUGUAAGAAAAAAAGUGAGUUUACUUUAGCUACCGUUAGCUUAGCGACUAGGGAGGGAGGCUACUUCAGCUGGCUGGCUCGCUAGCGAAAUAUCUGUCCGAUGCAGGCCAUCAAGUGUGUGGUCGUGGGCGACGGGGCUGUUGGUAAAACAUGCCUACUCAUCAGCUACACUACCAAUGCCUUCCCUGGGGAGUACAUCCCCACAGUCUUCGACAACUAUUCUGCAAAUGUGAUGGUAGAUGGGAAACCGGUGAAUCUGGGACUGUGGGACACAGCUGGGCAAGAGGACUAUGAUCGACUCAGGCCACUGUCCUACCCACAAACGGAUGUGUUCCUGAUCUGUUUUUCUCUAGUGAGUCCAGCCUCCUUUGAAAAUGUCAGAGCCAAGUGGUACCCAGAGGUUCGACACCACUGCCCCAACACGCCCAUCAUCCUGGUGGGCACCAAGCUCGACCUGAGGGAUGACAAGGACACCAUUGAGAAGCUGAAGGAGAAGAAGCUGAACCCCAUCACCUACCCUCAGGGCCUGGCCAUGGCCAAGGAGAUAGGCGCGGUGAAGUACCUGGAGUGCUCAGCGCUGACCCAGCGCGGCCUUAAGACGGUUUUCGACGAGGCCAUCCGGGCAGUCCUUUGCCCGCCCCCCGUGAAGAAGAGGAGGAGGAGGAAGUGCAUGCUGAUGUAAACACAGCAACAGGAAAGGGCUCCUUUUGUGAAACAUUUGGCUGCAGUCUGAGCUUAACUAUUUCAAAGGGGCAAGAGCGCAAAAAUGGGGUGUUUGUGUUAACUGACGAAUUACUUGAUUGCUGCCUGGCGUUAACACUUAAAAGAACAAGCCCCAUCAGAUGUAUUCAUUGUUAUUCCCCUAACACUAAGAAACCCUCACUUUUUUUUAUUAACUUUUUCAUUUAAUUUGAAAAAAUAAUAAUAUGACACUAAUUCCUUUUUCUCACAUCAGUAGUUGGCUGUUUUUCUUUUUUUGCUUCCACUGGAGAACCCAUUUUUGUUUACAUUUAAUCUGCUACAUAUGAGGCUUUGCCAAAGUGAACGGUUAUGUUUCAUCUCCUGUGUUUUACCUCAACAUCCGGGGGGGGGAGGGGGGGAGAAGAAACGACUGAACUGUGUAUGUGAGGAAACAGCUAAUGAACUCUAAUUGACUGUAACACUAGAGAACAACGGUGGUAGCAGUUGGGAUCAGUACAGAUCACCCUCCGACAUCCCCUGUUGAUUAACAAAUCAAACCGUGCUUAUCGUCGCAGUGCACGGCUGUCAUCCACACGCUGCAGCCAGGCCAACCAUUUCCCUUUUGUAUGCUAGAAAACCAAUAGGUGACGGCUCUCUCUCACGUUGUAUGUAGAAGUAUACAAGUACCAGUGACUUGACUAUCCCUGUGCCGAUUGCUCCCGUCUCGGUAUUUUUUGCACUGAAACAGUACCAACAGUGUUUCGGAUUGGAGAGAGAGAGAGAGAGAGGGUGCAAGAGUGUGCGCGCGUGUGGGCACAAUGAAGUCUUCUGUAGGAGUGCUUAUUAACGAGCCAAGAGAGAGAGGU
Messenger RNA from Gadus chalcogrammus (walleye pollock), 1770 nucleotides. RefSeq names its product ras-related C3 botulinum toxin substrate 1. Gene Ontology annotation, biological process: motor neuron axon guidance; cortical cytoskeleton organization; actin filament organization. The record is from RefSeq and is a predicted model, not a curated record. The transcript is spliced from 6 exons. Gene Ontology annotation, molecular function: protein kinase binding; GTP binding; GTPase activity. Gene Ontology annotation, cellular component: cytoskeleton; dendritic spine; cell cortex. Lineage: Eukaryota; Metazoa; Chordata; Actinopteri; Gadiformes; Gadidae. Bases 324 to 905 code for a protein of 193 amino acids.